AUGCCAAAACAUAAACUUGAACCUAUCCUACAAACAAAACUAAACCAACUCUAUGCGUGCCUGCACGCUUAUGAGAAGGUCAUCGUUGCAUUUUCUGGUGGUGUUGAUAGCACAUUUCUCGCAGAGGCGGCACAACACGCACUCGGUAAUAACGCUCUUGCCGUUACUGCCAUUUCGGAUUCCUAUCCGAUCCGAGAGAUGCAAGCCGCGCAAGAUAUCGCCAAACAGAUCGGGAUCCGCUUUGAAACCGUCCACACGGAAGAAUUAGAAUUGGAGGGUUACGCAAGCAACCCGACGAACCGAUGCUUUUUCUGCAAGACGGAGCUAUUCGAUAAGUUAAGUCCCAUCGCUGAAAAAUACGAUGUUGGAACGAUUAUCUACGGCGCGAUCCCGGAUGAUGUCGGCGACCAUCGCCCUGGAAUGGAUGCCGCGAAGGGGAUGGGUAUCCAAGCCCCUUUAAUUGAUGUCGAUCUGACGAAAGCAGAGAUUCGUGAGAUUUCAAAGGUGUGGGAACUCCCGACAUGGGAUAAACCCGCAUUUGCCUGCCUAUCUUCACGGUUCCCUUACGGCAUGCGUAUCACCCGUGAAUUGUUGCGCCAGGUGGAUGCCGCCGAGCAAUUUCUCUACGAUUUAGGCAUUCGUCAAUUCCGUGUCCGACACCACGGCGACCUCGCACGCAUUGAACUCGAAGCGGAGGAGAUCUCGCGGAUGCUUGCAAAAACCGUGCGCCACGACAUCAGCACCUACUUUAAAACACUCGGAUAUAUGCAUGUCGCGCUCGACCUGCAAGGGUAUCGUUCUGGGAGCCUGAACGAGGGGGUCACAAUUUCGUAA
Molecule: messenger RNA, 834 nt
Organism: Geodia barretti
Lineage: Eukaryota; Metazoa; Porifera; Demospongiae; Tetractinellida; Geodiidae
Source: the annotation of a GenBank genome assembly